UUUUGACGUUGCUACAACUUGCUCGUUCAUAUCUAGUUUUACCAAUGUAGAGCUUAAGGUUUUCUCAAAAUGUCCGUAAUUUAAGUAACAUCUAUUUAUUUAAACGGAAUACAUCUUAAAUGACGCCCACGAAGACCACUAAAACCGAAGUAGAAAUGGUGAUACGGAACAGAAAAACAGUUAUGAAAGACGGGAUAAUGACAAUGUCUGGAAUCGGCGAGCCUUCUGUUUUUCACGCUCUGGUCGUCAUUUUUUUGGAGUUUUUCGCGUGGGGCUUGCUCACUAUGCCGAUAAUAUCGGUACUGAACGCGACCUUUCCCGACCACACGUUCCUGAUGAACGGAUUGAUCAUGGGAAUCAAGGGCAUACUGUCUUUCCUCUCCGCGCCACUCAUCGGAGCCCUGUCGGACGUGUGGGGCCGCAAGUUCUUUCUGUUGGUGACGGUAUUCUUCACAUGUGCCCCGAUCCCGCUCAUGACUAUCAAUACCUGGUGGUUCUUCGCGAUGAUCAGCAUCAGCGGAGUGUUCGCGGUCACGUUUUCGAUAGUGUUCGCGUACGUGGCUGACGUGACGACCGAAGCGGAGCGGUCUCGCGCGUACGGCCUCGUCUCCGCUACGUUUGCGGCUAGUCUAGUCAUAUCACCCGCUUUGGGUGCCUACCUUAUGGAUUUGUAUGGAGAGUCCCUCGUCGUGGCUGCCGCUACCGCUGUUGCUGUACUGGACGUGUUCUUUAUCAUGGUCGCGGUGCCUGAGAGCCUCCCAGAGAAAGUGAGACCAACCGGCUGGGGCCCUGUCAUCAGCUGGGAACAAGCAGAUCCUUUUGCUGCACUGAGGAAAGUUGGUGCUGAGCGCACUGUGCUCAUGCUAUGUGUGGCAGUAUUCCUCUCCUAUCUGCCUGAAGCUGGACAGUACUCAUGCAUAUUUGUUUACUUGAAACUAGUGAUGGGUUUUGGUGUAGUGCAAGUGGCCAUAUUUAUUGCUAUUGUUGGUGUUUUGAGCAUCGGAGUGCAAGUUAUUCUCGGAUUUUUGAUGAAGUCUCUGGGAGCAAAACAUACAAUAAUGGUGGGACUAUUGUUUGAGAUGCUGCAAUUGAUGUGGUAUGGAUUUGGCAGUCGUACGUGGAUGAUGUGGGCUGCUGGUGUGUUAGCCGCACUUGGUUCCAUCACAUACCCAGCGAUCAGUGCUUACGUGUCAGUAAACAGCCGUGCAGACCGACAGGGAGUUGUACAAGGCAUGGUGACUGGAGUCCGUGGACUUUGUAAUGGCCUGGGUCCAGCCAUGUUUGGAGUAAUCUUCUAUCUCUUCCAUGUAGAUUUAAAUGAAGGUCAUAACAAAACUGGUAGGAUUCCUGAAGAGAGGCAUGCAUUACUGGUUCCUGGGCCACCAUUCGUUUUGGGUGCAUUACUCGUCAUUUGUGCAUUGCUGGUGACCGCUUUCUUACCUGAGGAGGAUUCAAAUGGAAGACGUGCACCAGCUGAUCUCCGAUUCGAGAUGGAGCGCGGGCGGCGUGUUGCUGGCCCUCUGUCCCCGCUCAUGGCGCCCGAAUCAGCAGCACUCUAGCCGGCGGUCCAGGCGGGGCGCGCCGCCAGCGUGUAACUCGCCGACGCUCCUGUGAGUGAACUCCUGUGAGUGUUUCUUUACCAACCUCGACAUAUUGCAGGCCUCCUACGUUACAGUAGAGAGUUGAUCAGCUUAGUCUGUUGCGUGUUUCCUAAGCUUUAUAUGAGUUAAUAAAAUAAAUGAAAGUGAACUUAAAAACAUGUGAAUAGUUUAAGUCACUCAUAAAAUUUGAGCAUUUAUCAUUAUGAGCUGAGCAUCACAUGAUUAGAAGCUGAAGUAUUUAUUAACUUUAAGUAUUUGUGUCAAAAUGAGUAACGCUCAGAGCUGGUAAACAUUAUUUAAGGUGUUGUAUGUCCACAGUGGUUGAACAUUAUUUAAAUUGUCAUGCCAUUGUCGUAUAUGGUGCACUGUGUGAUAAUUUAAAUUAUAUGCAAAGCAUAUAAAUUUAGUAUCGUAAGGUAAAGAAAAACACAAUCUUCUGUAUGAUAUGUCCUGUCCAAUUUAGUAUUUUAUUAUGUGUAAAAGUAAGUAAUUAAUAGUUGAUAAAUAAAAAGCUAUAUUUUAAAAUGUGAUUGUGUUAAAUUUUGUGACUAUUGUGUUGUCUUUAUUGUUUUUGUGUUGAAGUUACCGGUAAAAAAUGUUUUUGGUUCUGGUUGUG
This is a messenger RNA of Bombyx mandarina (wild silkworm), 2217 nucleotides long. Its product is annotated as solute carrier family 71 member 1. The record is from RefSeq and is a predicted model, not a curated record. Gene Ontology annotation, biological process: transmembrane transport. Gene Ontology annotation, molecular function: transmembrane transporter activity. Gene Ontology annotation, cellular component: membrane. Lineage: Eukaryota; Metazoa; Arthropoda; Insecta; Lepidoptera; Bombycidae.